This is a messenger RNA of Fusarium vanettenii 77-13-4, 792 nucleotides long. RefSeq lists its product as uncharacterized. The transcript is spliced from 2 exons. Bases 1 to 792 code for a protein of 263 amino acids. Lineage: Eukaryota; Fungi; Ascomycota; Sordariomycetes; Hypocreales; Nectriaceae. The record is from RefSeq and is a predicted model, not a curated record.
AUGGGUGUCAAAGCUGCGUUUAUUGGAGCCAGUGGCGCAACACUUAGCCAUGUUCUCACAUGGACAUUGCUCGCCGGCUACAACGCGGCAGCUCUGGUCAGAGAUGCUUCCAAGCUCAGGAAGAUCUUGACAGAGAACAAUGUCUCGGAAGAGAUCCUGGUAUCCCAUCUGGCCAUAGUUGAGGGUUCUUCCCGCGAUAUAACUGCGGUCAGCAACCUUCUUCGACAUGAGCCAGAUAUCAUCUUCACUGGCAUCACGAGUCUGCCAAGCUUCCACUGGAACCCUCUUCGCCCAAUCUCAAUGCAGGACGCUACUAUUACCGGAGACUCGGCCGCGGCCGUCGUGGAGUCGCUUAGAGAGCUUAAAGCGAGCAAGGCCAUUUCGAAGUCACCAGUUUUCGUACCAAUAUCGUCUACGGGCCAUGGUACGCAGCGAGACCAGCCGUUGCUUCUGAUUCCACUCUAUCUGUGGCUUCUACCAGUUGCGCAGGCCGACACAGGAGUACUUGAGCGAGUGGUACGGGAAGCAGCAACAGAAGACAACUCACCGUUUGGUGGGUAUGUGAUGUUGCGACCACCCUUAUUGACACACGGUCGCAUGAAAGGGACAGCGUCACUGCGAGUGGGCUGGGUUUGGGAAGACGAUACGUAUAGGAAUUUAGAUGAAGUGGAGCAGGGCAUAGAGGUUGGAUAUACUAUUAGUCGAGGAGAUUUAGCUAGAUGGAUAUUUGAGCAGCUCGUGCAGGAUGAUAUAAAGAAGUGGGAGGGAAAGUGUGUAAAUAUUACUUACUAG